Castor canadensis (American beaver) is the source of this 1431-nucleotide messenger RNA. The record is from RefSeq and is a predicted model, not a curated record. NCBI's taxonomy places the organism in Eukaryota, Metazoa, Chordata, Mammalia, Rodentia, Castoridae.
CCUCUUCUCUAUGGCGCAGGCAGCCACUCCUUGGGAGCAGGCCUUGGCCCUGUACCAGCUCCUCUUCCGGUGGCCUGCAGGCCUGGGCCAGCUCCGCGCUGCCCUUUGGCAGGUGAGCAGGCGAGGUACUGCACCCAGGGAGGUAAGCAGGAGCCUGAUGCUAUCUUGUUGCCUCACCCCCAGGUGCAAGAGGGCCAGGUCUGUCCUCCAGGGCUGGAGCUGCCCGCUGUACUGCUGGAGAUGGAGACGAGCCAGCGGGCCGAGGAGCAGCUCCUCUGGGACUUGAAGCUGCUGACCGGGUCAGGGCUGGGCCUCUUCUGGCCACGCUGGGCCCGGUUUGGUGGUCAGAGGAACAAGGCUCAGCAUGCAUGGAGCCCUCUCGGUCAACCUUGUGGUAGGAUGGGUGAGAACUCUGAGCUGCUGAGUUCCUGGCUAAACCCUCCACCCCAGGCUGUGGACUCCAUGAGCCAGAACCAUCAGCUCCUGGAGGGGAUCUGGAUGAAGCUGAGAGUGUUGCAGAACCAAGACUGGAAGGCCCUGGCAAACCUGCAGAGGCCGCACCUGAAGCGACAGUACAGCCAAGGGAAGAAGGCAGCCCCCGGGGUCAUCCGAGGUCCCCAGAUGAACAGUGGCGAAAAGGAGAGCCCAGGCCCCCAGGCAAGGACCACGCAGAUAACUCGGGUCAAGACAGAAGGCCAGAGACAGGAGUGCGCGGCUCUGGCAACGCUGGGGGCCCGGGAGGGGACGCGGGCUCCUCUCCCUGCCCUGAUGCCCGGGGCGCAGCCUCAGCUCCCAGUCUCAGGAGCCGGGAGGCUUGCGGCACGCAGCACCGGGGACUCUGGGGAGCAGAGGGGCGGCUCUGGGGGCCCCAAGACACCGAAGCCCGCGUGGCCGACGGGCGUGAGCUCGGCGCAGCAGGAGACGGCUCUGCAGCGGCUGCUGGAGCUGCACGGCGCGGCCAGAAGGCGGCGGCGGCGAGACCGCGAGCAGCAGCGGCUCCGGGUCCUGGAACGGCUCCGCAUCGCCGGGAACCGCCACCGCCGAGUUCACCCCUUGAGGCUCCCUCCUAGCACAGCUCAGCUCCCGCCACCGGCAAGAAUCCGGGUCAGAAGGCGGCGGGGCCCCCGGCACGCUGGUGGCGGGGUGGGCGGCGGGGACCGAGCACGGCGGGUGCGGUGCGCGGGGCCGCCCCCUAAUGGCCGCACAGCUCUGCCCGCCCAGGAGGACGCGGCCGGGCGGCGGCGCGCCCUGCAGGAGCAGCUGCAACUAGUGCACGGGAAGAGGACCGGUUGGCUUCUGGCCCUCAGGGCCAGGAACACCCAGAACUUCCAGGAGCUCCUGUGCCCUGGUGCUGAGGAGCCUGCGCCCGAACAAAAGUGCCCACCUUUCCCAGCCCAUCCUGGCCAUUGCUGGGUCCCCAACGAUGAUUAA